Molecule: messenger RNA, 1620 nt
Organism: Paramecium octaurelia
Lineage: Eukaryota; Ciliophora; Oligohymenophorea; Peniculida; Parameciidae
Source: the annotation of a GenBank genome assembly
AUGUUAAAUUUAUAAACUGUUUUACGAGCAUUCUAGGAAAAUGGAUUGAGACAAGAUAAAUAAUUCACUCAAGAUGAAAUUCUAUAUAAAUUGGACAAUAUGGGAAAAAGAGAGUUCGAUCAAGAUAUCGCCUAACAAAUAUUCGAAUAAUGUCGUCCAAUAUAAGAAAAUUUGAAAUUUGUAUACAGACUAGCAGAUGUUAGUUAAACUUUAGUAGAUGCAAGCCUAAUACUAUAUGAAAAGAUUAAGAAGGCAGAACAAUAAUUAAAACAAAUUUCUUAAAAUAAGGCAGUUUGUGAGAAAUAAUUGGCAGAAACAUGUUUGCUUUCAUCUUAUCAUUAGCUGUUUAUUCGGACACUAGAUUCUUAUUUUUGACAUUAUUGUCUGCAAAAAACAUACCUUUAAAGCUAAAAUACACAAAUUGUCAGAUAUAGUUAAUUUUGGGUGUCACAAAUAAAAUAGCUAAACCAGAAUAAUAGUAUGAUAGAGUAAAUCCACAAUUUAAUUAAGAUUUUGAAUUGUAAUCAAAUAAUUCUUAAACUUAAAUUUAAGCUAAAUUCCUCCAAUGAUAACAACGCUCACGAUACAGUUUUUCAUUUAGACUAACGCGAACCCUCCUUUUUUGUGGGGAUAAUCAUAUUUGCAAAUUUAACAAUUAGAUGAUCAAGCUUUAAAGUGCUUAGAACUGCAAUUGAAGGAUUAAUAAGGAAGAGAACUUGGGGCUAGCAUUGAAGUGGAGGCCUAGAUAGUACUAAAUAAAGUAUUACUCUAAAAGAUUGUUAGCAUCAAUACUUGCAGACUCAACUGCAGAAGUUCGACUAAAAGAUUUUCACUCUUGAAAAUGAUUUGAAUGAGUACAGAACUGAUUUGGAUGUUAUUGAGAGACCAUUUAAGAUUAAAUUAAUUAAGGAGUAGAGUUUCAAAUAGUAACAGAAUGACGUUUUCGAAUAAUUUGAUCAGCAUCAAUAAAUGAAAUAGGGAGAAUAACCAACUCCAAAUUAACUAUAGGCGCUUGAACACAAAGAAUAAAUACUAUCUGUAUUAUAAUCAGAAAAACACUUAGAAUAAUUUGAUGAAACACCAGAUGCUCCUGAGAUUUUGCAACAUGGUGUCAUUAUAUUCUCUUUAUAUGGUUUGAUCACAUUAUUUGUUUGUUCUGCUAAACCCUCUUUCUUAGAUGUACAUAUUAAUAAUCUGUAUUGAAGGUCUUAGUUUACCAUGGUCUCAUGUUCACAAUCUUCAUGGAUAUGUUCGAAACAUUCCAUUUAAAACUUGUUGGAGGAGGCCUAGUUGGCUCUAUCUUUUAUGAUAUUUUAUGGAUGAAGUAAUACAAUGUAUGAUAAAUUUGAUUUCUAGUUUUGGUGGUUUAGUGAUGAUUAAAACAAUCCAGAAUGGGGAUUGAGGGCAUAAACAUUAUUAAGAUUCGUUUUAAUUUUAACUUAUAUUUAAUUCUUGUAUAAAGUAUGUUACUAUAUAUUAUUGUAGUUUGUUGUAUGUUAUUAUAUAUAUUAAUUUCAUAGAGAAUCUAUCGAUUCCACCAAAAGAUACAGUUUUACAAUUUGGGGAAUUUAGUACAAAGUCGGUAGAAAUAGGAAUAGUUCAUACUGGUAAUCAUAAUGA